UUGUUUACGUUUUGCCCGGUCGUUUCUCGUUAUCGCUGUUCGCGCGUAAUAAUCGUGAUUCGUGAAAUGCAUUUAUGCAAGUCAAGCCAUGGAAGUAAGUGAUCACAUAAAAAGUAUCUGGGAAAAGCUUUUAAAUGUGAACGAAGUAACUUUCACCCGUGACUGUGAUGAUGAUUUCCAAGGAAUAUUUCUACUUCUCCAAGUGUUUGGUUCGUGUUUACAACGAUUUGCUGAUCGGUGUCGUGUUGCUGAAAAUUCGUUGCUCACUGUUGCCAAAGAACGCUCUCUUCUUGACACAAAGUGUUCUGAAUUACAAAGAGCUCUAUUGAGUGAGAAGGCAAAGAAAUGUUCUCAAUGCUCGGACCUUCAAUUGCAGGUGGCUUCCCUCAAAGAAGAGCUAGCAGAAAAAACAAAACCUUGCUCUCAAUGUAAACAACUGCAUAUUAAACUCAGGAACAAUAAAAAAUUUUAUCAAGAGAAACAAGAAAAAUGGAGACGUGCCUUUAACAAUUUCCUUGAAUCUCGUCUUUUCUCUGAAGAAAAAUGCAACACUGCCAUGAGCUAUGUGUCUCAAAUGAUACCAUUUGACGAAGAUGAAGCUGAAGAUAGCAUUGAUAGCAAAAGCGUUCUCCAACAAAAGGCUACUGUUGAUACACCGAAACGAAAGUCUCCUUGUUCUGACGUAGAAUUGAAUCCUGGGAGUAGGAAGCGUAAAUCUCCCUGCGUUGAGACAGGAGAAUCAAUGGAACCGCCUGUGUCCCAUCUGCCGCAAAAAACUGCUGAAACAAAAGGAAGAAACGAAGAAGAUUCAAAAUUCACAAGUAAACCUUCCAGUAGCAAGAAGGCGCCGGUGAAGAAACCUGAAGUUAAAAUAGAGCCACAAGGUCUGAAUAAAUAUAAUAUUAUCGUGCCCGAAACACUGCCCAGUGAGCCAAUCUGUCCAGUUGUGGAGAAGAAAAGAAUUAUUAUUCCUGAGACUUUAUAUCCAGAAGAUGAUUUUGUGGAACCGAUGUCUGAGGAGCAUAAAACACCCAAAAAAGAGCCAACAAACGGUGAAGAAGAUAACAGCCCUGUUCUGAGUGUAUCAAAAAAACCUGGAAAACCAUUGAUCAGUGCACCGGCUGAGGAACUCAAAGUCAAAGAAGAAGAGCUCGAAACUGUAGAGAACGAGCAAAUAUCUCCGUUAACAGCUCAUCCUAAAAGUCCCUCAGUGCUGGCCGUCGAAGAAAAUCCAUCAAUUCACCCUCUUCUUGAAUCCAAAGAUCGAAAAGUGUUGGAUGAGUUCUUUGAUGAAAUCGACAAAAAUGCUGGUAACUCGAGGAGAAGCAAGACUUAUAGCAAAGACAACUCAAAAGUCUCGAGCACUGAAAAGUCUAAGGCUAAAACUGAUAUGAUAACUCCUCAGAAAAAGUUAGCACUUGGAGAACAAAGCAGCACUGAAAAGUCUAAGGCUAAAAGUGAUAUUAUAACUCCUCAGAAAAAAUUAGCACUCGGAGAAAAAAAUGUCUGGUCUUUACACAAGCCUCCUGGUUUUGAUCAAAAGAAAAAAGAGGAAAAAAUCUGCCCCAAGAAAAUGAAGCAAACAACUUUAUCUGUUGUCACAGUACCUAAGAAUCAGGACGUUUCGCAUAAUGAUAGUUUCAAUGGUGGCGUACUGGCUGAAGUUAUGAAUGAUGAAAACGAUGACUCUGAUGAUAGUGAGUGUUUGAUUCUACCAAGUCCAAAGAAUGACACUCGCAACUCGUCUAGAUGUGAAAGCAAAAAAUUGAAAGCUGAAAGCAUUGUCAUCGAGCAGAGAACUGGAACAUUAGCAAGUCUUGAAGAGACUUAUUAUUUUGCGCCGCCCAUUACAAGCACAUGUCUCUCUCUCUCAAGACGGAACAAGCCUGAAAAUGAGGAGAAAUCAGAACAAAAACCUGGGAAAGACAGGAGCAAGAUUCAGAAUUUAGACACAAGUUUUGACCAUGUACCCAGAAAAACCAAUAGUCCAACAUACAAGUACAAAGAGGACCCGGUCAGAAAGAGAGAUGAGAGACAACAACUACCUGGUUGGGAUUGUGACGAUUGUGCCAAGUAUUAUGCUAUGGGUGUCAGAAAUGGUGAAGAUCCACAGGAGCUUAUGAAUAAAUGUUCACGUCAUCGCAGCAAAUAUAAGGAUCUCAAUGUAACAGUUAAAGGAUUUUGGGAUCCAUGCAUACCGGAGUCUCCAAGUGAUGAAACCUGAUUGUGGCCUCAGUAGAAAAUUAAGCCUUGCUGUGAACAGUGGUAACAGAGCAUCAAAUGCCUUUUCGGUCCCUCUAGUCUGUCGAUCAUCCUCUUGCACUAUCUGUCUUUUUCUGUCUUUUUAAAUUUGUUUUCCUCUUUCGUUCCCAUAAUGAAGUUUUAGUUCAAUUUUUUUGAAAAAAUGUUAGCAGUUUGGAUUUUUGCAGGGAGCAAUUCCAACUACCAUGUCCUAUUAAUUUCAAAGUAGAAGUGAUCCAAGUUCCACUGUGUAAUCAAGACUGUCAUAAAAAAUUAAAUUUAGUGUCCAUCUUGAUAUCAAGGUGUGUAUGUAUAAGUCAACCAAACUUAUGAAAUUGAGGCAACAUUUUUUCUUUCACUUUACAGUUGCUUUGAAGUUCUAUUUUUUUGUGUUCAACACUUGUCAUGCAAUAUUUUGCCUGUAUAUUUGAAGAAAAGUUUAGAAGCCUAAUCAAUUAAUUUUUGCCAUCGCUCAGUUCUGUAAAAAGUAUGCAUUCCUCUAAUCUCAGGUAGAACGCCUCUCUGUACUGAUGGGAGUUUAUCAAACAGCUUUGAGAUUGAUCAGGUAAAUUACUUUGACUGCUGUAGUUUUUCAGUCUUUAAUUGAUUUAAAAAAAAUUUUAUGAAAAGGAAAGGCUGAAAUCCUGUUAAAUACCUUGAUGUAAUUGUGGUUUUUGUCGAACCAUAAUUGGUUGAGUUAUGGUAAUAUACUCAUGAUGUAUUCUGAAAUGUCUGUUUAGCUUGAGAAAGUAAGUUCCUUAGGAUGUUUGUAGGAUUUUCAUGUACAUAUUAUCAUCAAAAAACCUAACAAAUCAAAGUUUCUCACACUAGAAACUUGGACUAAUAUAAUUUUCCUGUUGAUCUGUGCAAUUUUCCCAGCAAUAAUUUAGCCUCUAUUCCGAAAUCUUGUUCAACUUAAUAAGUGUUGGUGCUGAAAGUAUUUUUCAUCUUCUUCAUCAAGUUGAACGGUAUUUUUGGAAGAACAAUUCUUUUGGCUGAAUCAUUGCUGGAAGCAUCGUACAGAACAACAAGAAAAGUAUAUUAAGCAAUGUUUGCGGCUUGACAAACCUUUGGCUUUCCUUUUUGUCAUGAAUAUUAAAGGGAAACCCUGAGAAGUAUCUCUCAAGCCUUUCUCUUUGAAGUUGGACAGAACUUUUUAGAACACAUGGUAAAGGAUUGGAUGUGACUCAGCCAAUUUUUGUUUUUUGUAGAAAAAAAUUGCUGUUACACACGUAUUCUAGGGAUGAGUUCAAUUGUUUUCUUGUCUAAAGAAUCUACAAAUCAAGAAACUAACAAAUCCUCAGCAUAGAGUAAUUUAUCUUUCUUUUCCCUCAAAGCAUAUUCUACAUAAGCUGUGACAUAUUAAUGAUUUCUUUCCACAGUUUUUUUAAAGCCAUAUUUUUUUUUAAAUCUUUUUGAUAGUUGAUUAAUUUUAUGCAACUGUCAGUACCUCGCAUUGAUCUGUUCUAUUGAUCCAUAUGAUGAAUAGGCUGUGUUUUCAUGUUAUUUAAGCAUUUAUCUCAACGUCUUAUCGUAUAAGAUAGUAAGGUAGUGCAUGUAGUAUUUCAAAAACUAAAUAUAAAAGAAAGAAAAAAAUUAAUUUAAUUUUUAUGAUGUUUCUGAUCAUGCACAUACUUUUUUCACUCCUUUCGAUUGGCUCUUUGAAAGGGCUCCUAAUUUUCUAAUCGCCACAGUAGAGUUAUUGAUAUCAUCAUUUGAUGGAAAAUCAGGCGAACAUCAGCAUCUAGUUCUGUGGUAUGGAUCUAAAUAUGUAGGAAGAUAAUGAUGUUUGAAGGCUAAAAGCUGACAAAUCCAAAAUUUUGAGAUAAACUUACCCAACAAGUUAAGUCUGAAGUAAUAAAUAGAAAAAUUCAGAAAUCAUUGAUAUAACCCUUUGUAGUAAUCAAAAUGAGCUACUAUAAUAUAUGUAUGUAGCUUGUUCUUGGAACUGCCCGGGAGCGUCUUCUCCAACCAAUUUCCAAAACAAAUUCCACCAAUUUUAUCAUUUUUGCAGUAUUUUCCUCCUUUGAAAGUGAGUCAAGGGUCUUAGAAAAUAAGGCACCUUUUCACAGAGCCUGUCACAUUAUAUUGAGGAAUUUAAAAUUUUAAUAUCUUGGUUCAAAAUCCCUUUGUGCUUGAAAAUUUUCAAGUUUGUCAGGUUUCCAUGGAUAAAAUUCGAUCACAAAGUAAUUUGAAAAAAACUUGAAAAUUAUAACUACAUCAAAACGCUUAGUCAAAAUGUCAAGUUAUUAGUGGUUUGCAUAUGACCUGUAAUUUUGGAAUCAUUUUGGACCUCAAUAAAAUCAAAUUUUGUACAUUGAUGUGUACCUGCAAACUGGAAAAUAUUUCAAGUUUUUCCUCAAUUCAUCAUAUUCCUGUUAAAUACUGUUAGCCUUAACAAGAGAGUUGGUGAUUUUUGCCAAUGUGAGUUAAAAUUCAGCGUAUAACAGAAAUUUUCAUCACAAGGAGAAAUUGCUCUUAUGAGCCCAAUUUUUCCAUGUAGAAAAAUCACCAACUCUCUUGUCCCAAGGACUCGUGUGUUUAACCAUUAUCUGUUUUAUUUUGUACGCAUUAGCCUGAAUAGUUUUUCCUUAUAUUGAUUCUGAUUGUCCCCAUACACUGUCUUGUUCUAUUUUUUUUUUUUUUUGUAGGUUUUCUUUUCCUUGUUUAGUUUUUUAUUAUGGAAGUGAUGUUGAAUUUUUAAAGGGGUCUACUUUACUUUUCUUAAUUCGUACCAUUUCAGUUUAAUUUCUAAUGAAGUUUUUCCUUUUCGAUUAUAUCAUCAAUUAUUUAUUCCACUUUUAUUCAUCUUUACUCGUAAGGCACCAAUCAUUGAAUCAACUUUUGUAAACUUAACUUAGUUAAAGCAGAGGUAUUAAUACCUCAAAUGGCGUCUUGCUACUUUGACUAAAAUCCACUUUUAAUGAUUUUGUGUUUUAUUUUGAUUAUGUAGCGAUCAUGAAGAGUUAAUGCAUACUUGAAUGGGGGAGAAGAAUUUUUCAAGUUGAAUCUUUUUAACCUAAUUUGCCAAUUUCAUUUGAGAGCAGUGGUGGGAAUAAAUUUUUUAUUGUUUUCCGACAACUUCAGUUCUUGAAGUAUCGUCAUUUUAGCAUGAUGCCAUUUGUUCAUAUUUUUAAACAGACCUCUUUUAUUUUUUUCUACCUCCUCUGCCUUUAUAGAGACCAAGCAUGAUUAAAUUUUGCUGAGGCUCUUUUAUUUCUCACCGUUUUAUCAAAACAAUUAUCAUCAAAGGUUAGCUUUUAGCAAAACAACAGCAUUUAUUUGUUAAAUUGUAAGAACUAUAAGUGCCUUGUCCAAUUUUAUUUUUACAAGAAAGUGUGCUUGAUCUCUAUUUCUCUCCACUUUUCACUACUUUUACUGCAAUUCAUAAUCUACGGGUUAAGUAUGGUUAUUUUAUAAGGGUUUGAUUGUAAGUUAAGUCUAGAAAGUAGUAGAGCAUCAGACUGAAUGCGUUGAAUCAGAACCAAGCCACACAAUAAAAUAAUGAGUGGAGAGGAGUUAUGAGCUCUAUCAGUUGCAAAUGUUCUCCUUUUCUCUAAAGUUCAGAAUGUAUAUUUUUAAUGUGAAAAUCUUGUUGAAACUGUGUUUUAAAUAUUAAGUCUUGCGGAGGAACAAAACUUAUAACCCCAUUUUCUUACUGUCAAUAUGGCUUGGUUUCUGCCUGCAGCCUGAUUGUUGAUUUUUUUUGUUUGUCGGGACGACAUAGGUGACAUAGGUUAAAAGGUGGAGCGUGAUUGGUCGGCUAUGUCUUAUUGCUGCUGUGUCGUGCUUUUGUCAGGUGGAAUGGAGGACAUUCUGUCGGAAACUUAAGACGUGCCGUUAGCUUGUCGUGAGUUAAACCCGACAUAGGCACGACAAAGCAGCGAUAAGACAUAUAGCCGACUGAUGACGCUCCACCUUUUAACAUACGUCAUCUAUGUCAUCCCAACGAACAAAAAAUUUCAACCAUCAGUCAGCAGCUGAACUUACUUCCACUGUACUCAUCAGUCUGAUGUGCCCUCAAGGUUAGCGUUGUUGCUGCUAUGAAAACUUUAACCUAUUUUUGUACCAUGUGAUCAAGUGAUAAAUACUUCUAUUCCAUUUAGACUCGAUGAACUAUACCAACAAAAUAACUGAGUAAGGUCAACCACUAUCAUGUGCACUAAGGUUUAGUUAUUGUGAUAGUUGGAAUUAUUCAUUUAUGAUACAUCUAUACACAGAAAAUUCAUCUGCGAUGGAUUUUUUGGGUGGAUUUACUGGUUUUGCCUCCGAUGAUCUAAAUAUUAUUCCUUGUCCUUCACCUCAUUUGAAUGAUUCAAUAAUUUUUCUCCCUGUAUUUAUCCAACUUCUUUAGUUUGAGUCCUCUUGUAUCUUUCUUGACGACUGUAAGAGGUCUUCUAAGUUAUCUGUGAUUUUAUAUCAACAUCUGCUUCUUUUAUAUCAAAACUUUGAGUUGCAUUUUAAAAUAAAUUGCGAAUUUGUUGAUAAAAA
Bemisia tabaci is the source of this 6732-nucleotide messenger RNA. RefSeq lists its product as uncharacterized. NCBI's taxonomy places the organism in Eukaryota, Metazoa, Arthropoda, Insecta, Hemiptera, Aleyrodidae. The record is from RefSeq and is a predicted model, not a curated record.